Molecule: messenger RNA, 318 nt
Organism: Staurois parvus
Lineage: Eukaryota; Metazoa; Chordata; Amphibia; Anura; Ranidae
Source: the annotation of a GenBank genome assembly
AUCGGUGCCCAGCAGUGCCACUCACCAGUUCCGCCCACCUGUGCCCAGCAGUGCACCCACCUGUGCCCAGCAUUGCACCCACCUGUGUCCAGCAGUGCCACCCACCUGUGCCACCCAGCAGUGCCACCCACCUGUGCCCACAAGUGUCACCCACCUGUGCCCACCAGUGCCACCCACCAGUGCCCAUCAGUGCAGCCAGUCAGUGCCACCAUCAGUGCCACCUAUCAGUGCUGUCUAUCAGUGCCGUCUAUCAGUGCCACCUAUCAGUGCCACCUCAUUAGUGCUGCCUAUCAGUGCCGCCUAUCAGUGCCCAUCAGU